ACAGCUCGGUCGGCGUCUGUCACGACCUACCUCGAUACUCGUAGAUACGCCAUUUGUUUUUAAUAUAGCACACGAUUUAAGAUUUAAUACGUAUAAUAUAUCGAUACAUCAUCAUCGCCAUCUCCACUGCGAUAGUGUCGUAAAUAUACAUUAAUAUUGUACUGUGCGUGGUUCUCCGUCCAUCAAAGUUAGAAAACACUCGCCUUGUGUGAAACUACUGCAAUAGUCAUCAUAUUAAUUUCGGCCCGCGGAUGACGUUUCGUCGUAAAAUCCAUCGACGGACAUCCGGACAUUGCUUUGCAAAGUAAAGUUCUUGCUGAAUUGCUGUGGCGGCGGCGCGGAGUCGCGAUGGCCGCGUGACGACGGCCGUGACUAGCUGGUACUGCGGCUGGGCGGCGGGCGAAAUGUGCGCGGUGAGCCGAGCGCCGGAGAACGUGUCCCGGACCAGCGUCGCUUUCGGCGUCGCGUCCCUGGCCAUACUGCUGACCGGUUUCGUGACCGGUUCGUGGGUAACCACCAGGGAACCGUACAGGGUGCCGGGCACGGACGGCGCCUACACGGCCGCUGCGUUCCGGAUCGGUUUGUGGAAGAUUUGCCCCACCCUGAGGAAGACCAACUCCACGAUGAAUUUUCGAUCGUUGUCAUGCAAAUACAUUCGGUAUACUAGUGACUGGGAUUUGGACUUGGCCAAAGAAGAUAUCGGUGUUGAUUCGGACGUUUACUUCACACAAUCGUUUGUGGCCAAAAUGAGAUGGUGCACUCCGUUAGUCAGCAUCAGCCUGUGCCUUAUGUUGGCUGGAUGUGUUUUUUCAUUCAGUGGACACUUCUACAAAGAUCAAAAGACACUGAUCGCAUCGUCUUUGCAUACAUUAGCUGGACUUAUACUUGCGGCCGGCCUGUUCGUGUUCGCUUCCGUGCUCAACGACAGCUUCUCGCCAGUCGUUUACCAAUCGAUGGACGGCGGUGACGGCGACGGGUUCGACGGCGAACUUCGGUCCGAAUACGAUUACCGAUACGGCUGGUCGUUCGUCGCGUGCAGCCUGGCCUUCCUGGCGUCCGAGGCGUCGGCCGUGUUCACCAUCACCGCGUACUUCCGGCGGCUAGAAGACCGCGUCCAGUACACGGCCGUCAACCGGAAACCGUCGCUGGACACUCCGCCGCCGACCUGCGGUGGUGACCGGACGUCGUCGGCCUGUCCGGCGGACGGACGUUCCGAUUCGCCGGGCAGCGACGCCGGUGCCGCCGGUGCCGCGGCCACUGAAACGGCGUCGCGGUCGGAUCAGUCGUCGUCGUCAUCGGCCGCUGUGGCGUCAGGUCGUCAUCAGUCGGCACAGUGCGUGUCGAGUGGCGCCGGUGGCGGUGAUCAGGCCGCAUCGUCGUCGUCGUCGUCGCCGGGCGGCGGGGCGGCGGAAUCCUGCAGCAACAGCGCCACAAGCAAAACGCCGCCCGACAUAUGUCCGCCGAAGAUCGGCUGCGACGGGUCGACCUCGAGCGGUUCUGCCGGCGCAGUCACCGGGUGCCGGUUGCCUGCCGCCGCGACGUACUGCAGUGCCACGUUAAACCACCCGCACAAGUCGCAACAUCAGCACCACAACCACCAGCAACAGCACCACCAUCACCAACAGCACACGCAACACUACAGGCAGACGCUGGCGGUGGGCGGCAACGGGUCGUGUUACGAGGUGGACACCAGCAAGCCGUGCACUUGCACGUCGGCCGCCACGCUGACCACUAAGCGGUACGCGACUAUCGCUGGCGUGGCCAGGCACAACGGCGGCAAACAGUACACGACGACGACGACGACGACGACGACCGCGUUGACAAACAACCAUAACAAUAACAACGGCGGCAGUGGCGGCAGACGGUCCGCGGCCGGCCUGGCGGCCAUCAAGGAAUCGGUGGCCAGUCUGGCCGACCACCACUCGCUACAGCACAACAGUAGCCAUCACCACCGGAAACCCGAUCCGCCCACGCGGCGGCUCAAGGCAUCCGUCGGCGGUUACGUCGUACCGCAGACGCCCAUAGCCGCCCUCGAAGCGCUCGACUGUCCGCCGGCCUCCGACCCGCGGCUAGUCGUGCCCAGUUCGGUAUGACGAAAGUGUCGCGUCGUCCUCGGACAGGAUGAACACGCCGUCUGACGCGUCGACGCGACGGCCGACCGCCGCUGUUCGUGCACUUGCGCCCCCGCGCCGGCCACGGUGAUGCCGAAACAUUAUACCGCGACUGUUAUUCAUACAAUAAACGGUUAUAAGGGCACAUCUCACGCGUGUAAUAUUGUCAUAAGCGCCCUGCCCUCCCUCCCGAAAAAUAAAAACUGUAUAUUUAUUAUGUAAAUCGUGUGUACGUGUUACCUACUUACAAGCGUGUUUGUGUCAAAGCUACUACGAUGAAUUACGUUAUGUCGGAAUAUUAGUCGUUAUUCGCUUACAAAAAAAAAAAAAAAAAAGAAUUAUCGUGCAAUUUUAGUGAUUUACGCUGAUAACCGUAUGCAAUUGGAAACGUUGUUAAUAAAGAAGAUAACAGAUUGUGGACAAAUUUCGAAUAGCCCUAUAUUACGUCCUAUAAACAUAAAUACCCUGAUUGCGUCCAAACGCACAGUAUAUCACAAUUAUAAUGUAUCGAAUUUUAGAUAAAGUAGUUAUAAUAAAAACGAAGUUUCAAAAAAAUACAAUGUUACUCGUUUAAUUUUUUACUCGUCAUUACACAAAAAUCAUUUUUUUUUUUUUUAAUAUUAGUUAGUCGUAUAAUUAUACAUAUUUAACUCAUAAUAGAAUAGUUCUCUUUUGUAUGAAACAAAUUAAUAAUAUUUAAACGUCUUAAUGGUUAUAAGCAUGCUUGACAUUGUUUUCAACUUUCUAAAAAUUGAAAUAUCGUGGAUGUGAAGUAUGAAAAAAUGAAUUGAAUUUCGCUUGAAAACUUUACACUCGUAUUGUUAGAAUAUUUGUGAAAAAUAUCGUUAGCUCUUGUAAAUGAGCUGUUUUAUAUUUAUAUCAAAAUACAUAAAAUGCAAUCAGGAUAUUUAUUUAGUUUUAAUAACUUUUAGAAAUAGCAUUUCCUACGUAUACUGUAAGAUCCAUAAUUAGGAUUUGAAAAAAACAGAUUAUAUUAGCCGAAAUAAUACGCUGGCGAUGCAUUCUAUGUAUCUGAUGACUGUGAUCUAUGAUCAUAUACUAUAGGAAGUAUGUGAUGAAACGUAAAAGAGAGAGUGGAUCCUUGUGGGACAAGCAAGGACACGAAGUUAUGAGAUUAAUGCGAGGAUAUCAGAAACGUCAGCUGCGUCACUAAGAAGGGAAAAAAUAAAAAAGUAUCUGCAUCAACACAUGAUUCAUUGUAAAUUAGGAUUAUAAACUACAUUUUUGUAAUUGAACCAAGCGAUUUGUCAAAAUAAAUGUACCGAUUAAGAUAGACGUCUAACGAGCAGUGUAAUAUGGUGACCACUAAAGUGAAUUUCAAAAAUUUGUAAUGUUUGAUGAACCUAAAUGAUAACUUUACAACUUUAUCGACGAUAUCAAGUACAAGUAUGGUGGUGACUCUACACAGAAGGGUGAUACAAUCAAAAAUAAUAUAAUGACAAAAAAUCGAUAUAGCCUAUUAUACUUUAUCGACGGUAGUCGACUGGAUACAUUAUAAUAUGUAUCUUUAAUAUAAUGGCUAUAAGCAUUAGCAUAAUCUGGGGGGGGCAACUAUCCUACCAGUUAUUUUACUGAAGGAAAAAUAUCGUCUUUUUCCGUAACAGAUUUUUAAUUUUAUCACAUUAUACAAUCCACUCCCUCCCACCAAAAAAAAAAAAAAAAUUAAAUAAAAUUAAAAUUAGAUUCACCUCAAAUUUCACUAACAGUAUUUGAAGUUACUCAGCUAUAAACGUAAAUAAUAAAAGAAAUAGCUGCAGCUAGCGAAGAAAAACGGUUAGACAUAAUGGAUGAUGUUAUUGAAUUAGCAUAUGGUAAACAGUUGACACUGUGGGAAAGUAGCUUGGAAAAGUUGUGUUAAGGACCCUUCAAAGGUAGAGCAUCGUUACCAUUGCAAUAAUAAACGUUGUGUCUGUCGUGGAGCUGAAAAGUUAUGUAAUAGUAAAUGUCACAACAGUACUUCUUGAAAAACAUAUAAAUUAUAGUAAAAUGUAAAAGUAAUACGUUAUUUUAGAUUUAAAAGAGUACCUAAAUCACGAUAAUUACUUAAAUAUAUUUAGCCAAUAACUUAAAUAUUUAGUCUAUUACAACUUAACCAUGUAUUUGUUCAAUAACUUUAAUGACCUGCGAAUAACAUUAUUUUCCGUUUAACAUAAUUCACCGUAUAACAUACAUAUUAUUAUAAAAUAUUAUAAACAUUCCGAAUUGUCGAGUACUUAAUCGUUUGUGUAAACAUCGCUUUUGCUCGUCACGCCUCCGGCAUUCUUUUCACUCGCUACCCCUUGUACGCGUUUUUUCCUUUUUCCCGAGCAAAUAUUUUACUAAAUGGUUUACAGGUUACUGCUCAGGAUGCAAUAGAAAUAAAGUAAAGAUUUUUGUUUAUUUUAAACCAACAAUUAAAUAAAUAAUAUUUAUAAACUAUUUCAUUCAGAUGGUAUUUUUUUCUUUGAUUGAAAUCGAAAAAUUUAAAUAUAAAAAGUGGUGCGUUGGUAAAAUAAAGUGUCAUAAUAAAGGUAAGCGCAAUCGUUUUUAACUGUAAAAAAUUUCCGUUUUUAAAAAUAUUAUAACACUGC
Rhopalosiphum maidis (corn leaf aphid) is the source of this 4702-nucleotide messenger RNA. Its product is annotated as MOB kinase activator-like 2. Gene Ontology annotation, cellular component: AMPA glutamate receptor complex; postsynaptic density membrane. Bases 405 to 2093 code for a protein of 562 amino acids. The transcript has 5 exons. Gene Ontology annotation, molecular function: channel regulator activity; voltage-gated calcium channel activity. NCBI's taxonomy places the organism in Eukaryota, Metazoa, Arthropoda, Insecta, Hemiptera, Aphididae. The record is from RefSeq and is a predicted model, not a curated record. Gene Ontology annotation, biological process: positive regulation of synaptic transmission, glutamatergic; neurotransmitter receptor internalization; transmission of nerve impulse.